Corticium candelabrum is the source of this 5174-nucleotide messenger RNA. RefSeq names its product protein unc-13 homolog B-like. Gene Ontology annotation, cellular component: plasma membrane; terminal bouton; synaptic vesicle membrane. Gene Ontology annotation, biological process: synaptic vesicle maturation; presynaptic dense core vesicle exocytosis; dense core granule priming. Bases 69 to 4898 code for a protein of 1609 amino acids. Gene Ontology annotation, molecular function: calmodulin binding; syntaxin-1 binding; diacylglycerol binding. The record is from RefSeq and is a predicted model, not a curated record. The transcript is spliced from 45 exons. Lineage: Eukaryota; Metazoa; Porifera; Homoscleromorpha; Homosclerophorida; Plakinidae.
CUUUCACUUGAUCGGGUUUCUUUGAAAUGCAAUGGAGGAAAGUGAUGCAGCGUGACUCAUGAGUAAACAUGGCCUUUCUCUGCGUCUACGUCAAUCAAGGGGUACUCAGUAGCGACAUCUCAGGCCUCAAUUCGUAUGUGGCUGUGAGGGUCGGCAACCAGUGCGUCUGCACGCAGGCGGUGCGAGGACGUGAGGCGUCGUGGGAUCGAGAAUUCGUUUUGGAGACGGGACCGUUGAGUCAGUAUGUGUCGAUUGAGUUGUGGCAGAAGAGGCUGUUCGGGCAGAACAUGUUGGGGCAGAUUCGAGUUUCUUUGCUGGAGAUUGGACAUCGUAGUAAGCACAGUGAAGGCACUUGGUAUCGUCUGUGGAAACAGUUGCCAACCGGCCAAAGACAGUCAACGAAACAUCAGCUGCAGUUGGACAUACAUUUUGAAUUGCCACCUGGUCUUACAUCAGCAGAAGCUGAACAACUGGAAGAGAAGUUGAGUCUUUUCAAUCAGAUUCUAGAAGAUGAGAUGUUAGUUCUCCGUGAGCAAGCAGAAAGAAUUCAACGAGGAGAAGGACGUCUGCCUUUGUCUCAACCCCCAGAUCCACAGAGACGUGUCACUCCAGUCUCAGUCUACAGCGGAGACUCGUUCAAUCAAGACGGCAGCCUCGUGUGCUCAUCAACACAAUCAACAAACCAUUCAGCGAAACAGAAACAAUAUGACUACAACACGAGCGGCGAUUCGUUUAACAGAGACGGCAGCCUCUUGUCGCCACCGCCGAGAAACAGUCAUUCAACGAACGAGGCUCACACGCAGGCGGAUCGACGUCGAACUCGGUCUCCGUCGUUGAAUCGAGUGCCAGCUCAGUUGCCCAAAAUGUCAUCUAUGGUACGUGUGGAGCCGUCGUUGAAUGGCACACGCAGAGACGAUGCUUCAGACGAGACGAGUGAGUGUGCAGAGUCAGUUGACGAUAUUGUUAAUUCGCUGGUUGCUGCUGGAGAGUUGUCGCAUGGAGGUAUGGAUAGCAGAGAGGGCGGUCUUGCUGCGGCUGCUGUAAAUGGUGGGAAGGAGAAGGGACGGUUGUUAGUGACGGACGAUGGCAAGGAAGCUGCUGAUGUUGUGGCUCCGAGCAGAGCUCUGAAUCUUUGGCGAAAGGCAGCUGAUAAAGCCAACGAGGUGGUGCACGGUGACAAAAUCAUCGAGGUAGUAGAGAGCCUUCCUCACCUACAGUUUUUCAUGAGAAAAGACAGCGAGUCAUCUACAAAAUUGAAACUCGCAGACGUCGUCUUGAAGGCCUCACGGCAAAGUAAGAAGUUUUUCAAGGGAAUUGAGAGCACACCGGAUAUGACAAUGAGGAAGGAGGGUCGUAUUCUGUCUCACGUCAAAUCAUUGAGAGACAUGGUGAUUCGUCAAUCAAGUCUACUAUCUGUGCGUAAAGGCCUCACACUCGGAUCAGACUUGUUAAAGAACGAAGAGCUAAAACAUCUUGUGUAUAGAAAGACACUGCAGGCUCUCAUCUAUCCAAUCUCUGAGGCUCAGCCGCAUAACUUUGUUGUGUUUACGGCAACGACUCCGGCGUAUUGUUUUGAGUGUGAAGGUUUACUGUGGGGAUUGGCGAGACAAGGACAUCGAUGUUUGGACUGUGGGGUGAGAUGUCACAAACGAUGUAUGUCACUUAUCAACGCUGAUUGUCUAAUGAGACGAGCAGCAAAGGGCAAGAAACACAAAGAUGAAGACAAACUUCAAAGAGCGAGACAAGCAAUGAUCGAAAGAAUGAAAGCUAGAGAGUACAACAAUAAGGAAGUGUUUGAACUUGUCAGGUCCAUGUUCAACAUGCCAGCAAAGAUCCACAAGUCACAGAUGAAACAAGCAAGCGACGCAAUCCUCGAUGGAAGCUCAAAAUGGUCAGCAAAGAUGACAAUAACAGUGGUAGAAGCCCAAGGACUUGCUGCAAAGGAUAAAGACACCGCGACGAGCGAUCCGUAUGUGACUAUUAAGGUUGGGGGUUUGAGGAAACGAACAAAGACGAUUUCUCGAGAGUUGAAUCCUGUCUGGAAUGAGAUGUUUGAGUUUGAAUCUCGUGACUCUUAUGAUCGCGUGAAGGUUCGAGUUUGGGACGAAGACCACGACCUCGCAUCCAAAAUAGCCGGCAAACUAAAGCGGGAACCAGACGAUUUCCUCGGCCAAGUUCUUAUCGACGUCAAGUCCCUCAGUGGUGAAAUAGACGCUUGGUACAAUCUUGAGGGAAGAACAGGAAAGUCGGCUGUUUCAGGUGCCAUUCGGCUUCGUAUUGUCGCAAUUGUUGAGGGAGAGGAAACUCAGGCGCCGUAUUUUCAUCAGUACAAGUGCCUGCACGAGAGUUUGUUUCAAUACGAGUAUCAGCAGUACAGAGAGGUUUACAUUCCUGAGGAAAGCCAAGAGACUGACACAUGGAAAGUCUUCUUCCGUGAAACAGCCCAAGAAAUCUCCAACGAGUUCGCCACACGCUUUGGAGUAGAAGACAUCUUCCGUGCCAUGACGCAUUUCUCGUGUCUCGUCAAUGUCUACAACGACUCCAAAGUGAUGGGAGUCAUGAGCAACAUCUUGGCUCAUGUCAAUCAAUACUUUCGUGACUUAGCAACAAUGUCGACUGACGUCGUGUUUCAACGUAUGUCCACGAGUGGCACCCGCCAGUCCGUGUUCGGCCUCAAUCACAGACUAAUUGCCUUGGAUUUUGGGAGGGCGGAGUUCGGGAACACGAUGGAUCAGUUUAGUAAUCGAUUGAAAAUCGAUUUGAGCAAUUACAGGGAAGCAUUUUCUUCUCACGAACCUCAGAAACUAGAAGACCUAAAGUCAUGCGUCAAUCUGGUGACAAGCAUAUGCUUCUUCAACAUCAAGGUGCUGCAGUUAAAAGGGGUGCAGAGGAGUGUGGAUGCUUUGAAGGUUUGUGUGCAGGCAUGUGCAAAACAAACCUACCAAAUGCUGAGACAAGAAGUGCUAGAGGAAGAGCAACCAUUUGAUGAAACUGCACUGGAGCCUUCCACCUCUCCCGAUACUCCAUCUCCAGUUGUCCCUUCACAAUCUGCCAGAGAACGGAUGAUCAAACCAACAAAACAGCUUGAGCGCUUGCUGCAGCUGAUGGUUACAGUUCUUGAUGAGGACAAAGGCAGCUACACUCCAUGUUUUUCACAAUUGGCCAAUUUCACGAUGUGGCAUGUUAGUGCAAUUGAAUUGUGGCAACUGCUUGAGCAAGAUUUGGGUGAAAUGUUGGACGGCAAUGUUCUAGAUGAAGGAGACUCUGGUGAAGGGAUAACAACAACAGAUGCAAUGAACUUACUGUUCAAAGUGAAGUACGUGUUCAACAACUACGUUGCUGGAAUACCGGACUAUAAGGAUACACUUCCUGAAUACCCGAGGCUUUUUCGACCGGUUGUCAUAAAAUGGUUUGUAGAGAAUGAAAAGCAGCAGGUAGAGUACGUUGUUAGUGCUUUACAGGGAGACAAGGACACUGGGUUUAAGGCGACGUCGCAGUAUCAUCGUUAUUCUCCCAGUGUUGUUGAUGUUUUUUGUUCGCUGACUGAGAUGUAUAAAAUCCUCAAGAAUCUCAACUGUCCUGACCCUGAACUACAAGAUCUAUACAUGGCUCAGUUUGCUGCAAUAAUUUCAGCUGUUCUGACUCACUACAUGGACAUUCUUAAAGACUUUUUUCCAGUCAUAUGUCAACAACCUCAAAAGGGUGCUGUAUUGCUGAACAAUGUUGUUGAGAUUAGAGAAUUACUAAAGAAACUAUACAUCAACAUGGGUGGCGAACUGCUGGGAGAUCGAGCGGUGGCAAUCUUGCACUCACUGCAGAACGAACGACUGGCCGGUGAUCUCGACCACUUCUGUGCCGUGUUUGCCAAAUGUCUUGAUGAUAGUCUGGAUGUCAGUGUGAGGACAAUGAGGGACAAGCUGUUGAAGCUAAAGGGUGUUGGUAAUACUGCCACUGAUGCAGAAACAAAUGAUGUGAUUGAAGCUGUUAUGCAGACACUCAGUGAAUGGCUUCAAGAAGUACAAGCAAUCUGUGAAGCCACAGCACUCAAGAGGCUGCUGAAAGAGCUAUGGCAGCUGCUGUUGAACAAACUCGAGAAAGUCAUUGUCCUCCCUCCCUUGCCAGAAAACCUAGACUUGAUGAAAAUGGCAACCCUAGAUCUCACCGAAAAACAGUCACAUGUCCUUGAAAACUCACUAGAAGUCUUCAAAAAUUUCUUUCAUGGUCACCAAGGCGACGGUCUGCGAAUGGCUUUCUUUCAGAAGAGUCAGGAGCUCGGACGUUUGCAUUCGGCUCUUGAUUUAUAUCGUUGCAGUUCGGACGUACUCAUCGCAACGUUCAUCAAGAACGAGAAGUCUCAAGAUCGUCUAGCCCACACUGAAUCGGUGGGAAGUCUGGUUUUACAGAUUUCCUUGUUCUUGCCAGGAAAUGGAGAAAACAGACUUACUGUGAAAUUGAUUUCUGCUGCAAAUCUAAAAUGGCCAGUGAAAGGAGUGUUUCGACCCAAGGUUGAAGUCAAUGUUCUAGGCCCCUACUUGAGUGCACAAAAACGUCGACACUCGACUAACAGCAAAAGUGGCACACUAUCUCCAAAAUUCAACGAAACAUUUCACUUCCACCUCGGCGGUAUGGCUGAACCGGAAGACUACGAGCUCCACAUGAUUGUAAAGGAUUACUGUUUUGCUCGAAACGAUCGCGUUGUGGGCUUGGCGGUCUUUCCAAUUCGUGAAGUUAUCGAGCUGGGAUCUCGCUUUCUUCGCCUUCCUUUAGGUCGUGGCAUUUUCAUAUCGGAAAUGGGACGUGCAAUCUUGGGUGUUUUAUACGGCCGAUCGCAAGACGAGGUGGUGAGAGAAUUUGUACUCAUAAAAUCGAUGAGACGAGAGAAUGAACUCGAGGUGUGAUUGUGGAUGGAAUGUGAGGGUUUCUUUAGCAGUUGAGGGACUCGGUUUGUAUAUGAUUCGAUGGUUAUAUGAUAAGAUGAGACACGAAGAGACGCAUAUGGCUUAGUAUCGUAGUAUGAACAGUAUUGAAGUAACUUAUACCUGUGACGUCAUUGUUACUAUGACGACAGGGUGGACACUCGUAAAGCAUUAGAGUUGUGGAUUUAGUCAGUUGGGUGAGUAGUCAUUCAUCAGCUAUGGCCCAAUACAAUAAUAAACAGUUUGGUACGAGGCUAA